GCUUCCCUGGAACAUUGGAUAGAGAAAAAACUCUUUAUUGUAAACAUAAUGCGUCUCUAUGAAAGCUCACUACAAAAAGGUGCACUUGAGAAGCAGAACAGUAGGAACUGUGAAAAAAAAAAAAACGCACGUCAUAUAUUUUCUAUAUUCGAUGAGAGCCUGAAUUAGAAACAUGACUCAGUAAUAUGCAGAGUAUCAGUUUUUAUAUAUUUGUAAGUGUAUACUUUCCUCUUUUUAUCCAUGCAUAAAUUCAUUAAUCGGGGCUGUGUGAACGCGCAUGUUGCUGCUAUUUCAUCAUGAAGUCUAAAGAGAAUAGGGCAUCGGCUUUUGUUACCAGGAAGUGGCUCGCGUACUUUAUAUUUAAACACUUGCGAGUCCGGCGUGAGUGCGCGCGCUGGUAAUACGAAACUUCUGAUAUCAUUCUUUUCUUUAUGCGAUUUGCCGGGAUUGGGGAGCGUGCCCUGAAGUGAUGUUUUGCCACUAAGGUUGUAUGUGAUCCACGAUAAAAUCAACGGAAAGACAUUGGCAAAAGCUCGCUCGCCCGGUGCUCGCGCCAGGACACGGCUGCACGCCAGGUGGCGUUGUGAUGAAGAUCCAUGAAAAGAUUCUAACCCACUACCUGUCCUGCCCUUCACCUGUAGAUAAAGAGGGAUACCUCUACAAAAAGAGAGAGAGGAACACCACGUACCUGCGCCGCUGGUUUGUGUUGAAGGGGAAUCUGCUGUUUUAUCAGGAGCGUCCAGGUGAUCGUAACCUGUUGGGAGUGAUUGUUCUGGAGGGUUGCCUGGUGCAGGCGUGUGAGACAGAUGGUCAGUUCUGUUUCUCUUUGGUGUUCACUGGACCAGGCCUCCGCACGUAUAGACUAGCCGCUGAUGACCAUCCCAGCCAGGAGAGCUGGAUCGGUGCGCUGUUCUGCGCCAGUCACAUCUACCUUUCCAUGAUCGUCAGAGACCUGGAGAGACGCUACGAAGAAGCUAAAAGAGACAAAGGUCUUUGUGAUUCCAUCCAGACCUCUGAAGUGACUUCUACACCCAAUAAUAUAAUGGCUUCCUGGAACCCAGGACAACCCUAUUUCAUACAUGGGACUUCCAUAGUGCCCAGAGAUGGGCGGAGCUACAGCACCAGUUCUGUACCACCUCCGUCUAUGCCAAACAUUCCCACCAGCUCUAGUCUUCAUGCCCCUCCUAUUCAAUUCAAGACUACCAGUAAGCGAUCUCCAAAGCUCUGGCCCAAGAGAAAUGCUCAUGUCACACCCUUAAAUGGUCCGGCACCAUCUUAUGGGGAGUGGCCUGUUGUGGGCUUUGAUCCUUUGGAGGAGUUUAGUAAACUGCAUGAGCACUAUGGAAAUGAGAUUAAGCAACUAAGAGCUGAUUGGCUGAAGAAGAAGCGUGAGGAAGUGGGAUACAUUGAGGAAGACCUCAUUGACCUUGGCUAGAGUAGUAUCUUGACCUAUCGCAUAUAUGCAGUAGUUCAUAUUGUCGUCUUAAUAGUAAAUCUUGUCCUAAAACAGCAGACUUGUGAAUGUAUUAAGGAUGCAGUAAAUGUAAUACUGCAGUAGUAGAAUCCUGCUGUCUUUUUAAUGUUAUGAAGGGAUGCAGAUUAGCACUGUCUGACACUGAUCUUGUGCAUUUCUCAUUUCCUCUCUGUGGUCUCUCAGCCUAGUUCCUUCUAGCUUGAACUGUUAUAAAAGAGACCCAAACCACCAGUAGCUUCACCCCCAUCUUUUAAUCUAACUAUGUGCAGACAUUUACAGUAGCAAAAUGUCUUAUUGGAUCCAAAGUAUUUCAUAUACCUUCAAAUGAAAUUUGAUUGGAGAUUACAUAUUAGUUGUAGAGCUGUGAAUGCUGGAUAAUAAUUCAUUUUUAAUUUAUUAUUAGGUACUGAGGGAGCCUAAUCACUAAUGUGAUUUUGUGAAGAGGGCAACACAAGUGGCUGUUUAGUUCUGCCUUACAGAACUUAAUUCCCACAGUUCAGGAGGCUUCUUCUUUCUAUUCUUCCUCUUUCUCAACGUCUCAAUUCUUUGGGGAUGUAGAUGUGCCUUUUUUCUUUUAGUUUCUACUUCACUCAACACAUUUGGAACAUUUAACACGUUAUUUAAAAAGCAACCGUUUUAUAUUGCAGUCAUAACAGUAAACAUAAAAAUAAACUGUAAAGUUUGUAUGCAGUAAGCAUUUCAGAAAUGCAGCUCUAUACUGUAGGCCACCAGAGGGCACUGCAUUUCACCCAACAGUAUUACUACCUUUUAUUCAGCCAUGCUUCAUUCACAGGGUCACUAGUUGCUUUACAACUGAUAUUUUAUUAUGUAAUGUCAUGUCUUAUGUGUAAUUAUAUAUGGAUGAUAUCAGUAAUGUUCAAUGUGUUUUAUUCAAUAAUUUUUUUAUGUAUUCAGUCUCUGUAACCAGGUGCUAAUUAUAAAUAUAUAUAUUAAAUUUAAUAUACAUAAAUUUUGUGUUCAUACAUUUAAUUGGAUGCAUUUUGAUGAUAAUUUGUUGAGAAAUACAUUUUGAUUAUGUUAUCUAGUAUUUAUGCUCUAAUGCAGGGGUGGGGAACGUUGAUCCUGGAGCGCCUGUGUCCCUGCAGAGUUUAGCUCCAACCCUAAUCAAACACGCCUGAACAAGCUAAUCAAGGUCUUCAGGAUACAGGUAGGUUUUUUCUCAGGGUUGGAGCUAAACUCUGCAGGGACACAGGCCCUCCAGGAUCAACGUUCCCCACCCCUUCUCUAAUGUAAAUUAUAAUCAACUCUGUAAAACAGGUUUAAUUUAAUAAUAAGUUAUAUUUUGAGUGUAUUUUAGCACUCAAAAAAAAUAUUGCACAGCAUCAGUAAGAAAAAAAAUAGUAGGGUUGUUUGAUGUUAGUGUUGUUAGUAUACAUUUUAUUUUACUCAACCUGUAUUGUGAACUUGUGUUUUAUUGUAUCAAUCAGAUUAGAAUAAAAGUCCUAAUAAAU
Molecule: messenger RNA, 2946 nt
Organism: Carassius auratus (goldfish)
Lineage: Eukaryota; Metazoa; Chordata; Actinopteri; Cypriniformes; Cyprinidae
Gene: pheta2
Product: PH domain containing endocytic trafficking adaptor 2
Exons: 4
Coding region: 587-1435 (282 amino acids)
Biological process (GO): retrograde transport, endosome to Golgi; receptor recycling; endosome organization
Cellular component (GO): recycling endosome; early endosome; trans-Golgi network
Source: RefSeq, a predicted model, not a curated record